AUUGUGAAUUCGUGAUGCACAGAUUGAAUGUCAGAAUCUUCCGUUUCCAUUUGAAACGGUUUGGUAAUAACAUUCACAGCUAUGCUGAUCGAACGAAACUUCACUCGAAUCUGGUGUUGGGAGAUUUGUCUAAGUCCGGUCGGGUCAACGAAGCCCGCCAACUGUUCGAUAAAAUGCCUGAGAGGGAUGAGUUUACCUGGAACACUAUGAUCGUUGCUUACUCCAAGUCAGGGAGACUUUCUGAUGCAGAACAUCUUUUUCGUAGUAACCCAGUGAAGAAUACAAUCUCAUGGAACGCUCUGAUUUCUGGGUACUGCAACCAUGGACCUGAAGAUGAAGCUUUCCGUUUGUUCUGGGAAAUGCAGUUUGAGGGGAUUAAACCUAACGAGUACACUCUGGGGAGUGUUCUUAGGCUUUGUACUUCGCUUGCUUUGCUUCUGAGAGGUGAAGAGAUUCAUGGGCAUACACUCAAAACUGGGUUUGAUUUGGAUGUUAAUGUGGUGAAUGGCCUUCUCGCUAUGUAUGCACAAUGCAAACGCAUCUCUGAAGCUGAAUUCCUCUUUGGGACUAUGUCAGGUGAGAAAAAUAAUGUUACAUGGACUUCAAUGCUCACUGGUUACUCUCAAAAUGGAUUUGCUUUCAAGGCAAUCGAGUGUUUCAGGGAUUUGAGGAGAGAUGGAAGUCAAUCGAAUCAAUUUACAUUUCCUAGUGUUUUGACUGCUUGUGCCUCGGUUUCUUCUCGCAGGGUAGGAGUCCAGGUACAUGGUUGCAUAGUUAAGAGUGGUUUCAACACCAAUAUCUAUGUCCAGAGCGCAUUGAUUGAUAUGUAUGUUAAAUGCAGAGACUUGGAAACGGCAAGAGCUUUGUUAGAAGAAAUAAAGAUAGCUUCUUCCGCACAUUGUCUGAUUGUGAAAACCGGGUAUGGGACUCACAAACUUGUGAACAACGCUCUUGUGGACAUGUAUGCUAAAAGAGGAAUUAUAGAUUCGGCGUUGAAAGUUUUUGAAGGGAUGAUUGAGAAGGAUGUGAUAUCUUGGACGGCUCUGGUCACAGGCAAUACACAUAACGGAUCUUAUGAAGAAGCAGUGAAGUUGUUCUGUAACAUGAGAGUUGGAGGCAUUUCUCCUGAUCAGAUUGUUACGGCGAGUGUAUUAAGUGCCUCGGCAGAGUUGACUCUUCUGGAGUUUGGGCAACAGGUACAUGGGAAUUAUAUUAAAUCUGGUUUUCCAUCAUCAUUGUCAGUAAAUAACUCUCUUGUGACAAUGUACACGAAGUGCGGAAGCUUAGAAGAUGCCAAUGUUAUAUUCAACUCUAUGGAAAUUAGAGAUUUGAUAACAUGGACUGCUCUAAUUGUGGGUUACGCAAAAAACGGCAAAGCCAAGGACUCCCUAAAGUCAUACUAUCUAAUGAUAGGCAGUGGCAUAACACCAGAUUACAUUACCUUUAUCGGGUUACUAUUUGCUUGUAGUCAUGCGGGUCUCAUAGAAGAAGCUCAAAGCUACUUUGAUUCGAUGAGAACAGUUUAUGGAAUCAGACCAGGACCUGAACACUAUGCCUGCAUGAUUGAUCUCUUUGGUAGAUCUGGUGAUUUCGUUAAAGUAGAGGAAUUAUUGAAUCAAAUGGAGGUUGAACCUGAUGCAACUGUAUGGAAAGCGAUAUUGGCUGCAAGUAGGAAGCACGGGAAUAUUGAGAACGGAGAAAGAGCAGCAAAAACUCUCAUGCAAUUGGAACCAAACAAUGCUGUUCCAUAUGUUCUGUUAUCAAACAUGUAUUCUGCAGUGGGAAGACAAGACGAAGCUGCAAAUUUACGUAGAUUGAUGAAAUCUCGUAGUAUAAGCAAAGAGCCUGGUUGCAGUUGGGUUGAAGAGAAAGGUAAAGUUCAUAGCUUUAUGUCUGAAGAUAGACGACAUCCGAGAAUGGUUGAGAUAUAUUCCAAGGUUGAUGAAAUGAUGCUUUUGAUUAAAGAGGCUGGUUAUAUAGCGGAUAUGAGUUUUGCCCUCCAUGACUUGGAUAAGGAAGGCAAAGAGCUUGGUUUGGCUUACCAUAGUGAGAAGUUAGCUGUAGCGUUUGGUCUACUUGUUGUACCAUCUGGAGCUCCAAUCCGGAUCAUCAAAAACCUUCGUGUCUGUGGGGACUGCCACAAUGCUAUGAAGUACAUAUCGAAAGUAUAUAUUCGGCAUAUCAUCUUAAGAGAUUCUAACUGCUUUCAUCACUUUAGAGAUGGAAACUGUUCUUGCGGAGACUAUUGGUAACAUUUUGCAUUAGAAGAAAA
This is a messenger RNA of Capsella rubella, 2272 nucleotides long. Its product is annotated as pentatricopeptide repeat-containing protein At2g22070. NCBI's taxonomy places the organism in Eukaryota, Viridiplantae, Streptophyta, Magnoliopsida, Brassicales, Brassicaceae. Gene Ontology annotation, molecular function: RNA binding; zinc ion binding; protein binding. Gene Ontology annotation, biological process: RNA modification. The transcript has 2 exons. The coding region runs from base 15 to 2252 and encodes 745 amino acids. The record is from RefSeq and is a predicted model, not a curated record.